Messenger RNA from Trichobilharzia regenti, 2004 nucleotides. NCBI's taxonomy places the organism in Eukaryota, Metazoa, Platyhelminthes, Trematoda, Strigeidida, Schistosomatidae. The record is from the annotation of a GenBank genome assembly.
AUGGAAACAUUUUCGAUAGCUAGUUUAAUUCAUGAAUCCAUUUCAACGGAGAAUAUUCAUCGAAAUAAUUCAGAAGAAGCUGAAGAAGAAUGUGAUGAAUUAGACAAAUUCAUGGAUUCAUCAUCUGUUAUAGAUACAUUUUGUAGUCAGACAUCAUCACCAUCACCAAGGUCAUCAAGACAUCAACACAGUGAGUUAACACAGCUUAACAGUCCAGAUACUACAACACCACAUAAUAAUAAGACAAGUGAUUGUGAUUAUAUUGAUGAAACAUUGAUGAAUUCUACUAAUGGCUAUUUAAUCAAUUCAACAAAAAUCAAUAAUUUAUCGCUGAAUGAGACCAAUAUAAAAUCUAUGGAGGAUAUACUAGAAAGGAAUCAUGAAUUUCUGUUACAAAACUUUAUGCAAACAAAAAUUGCCAAUUUAAGCCAUACUGAGAUGAAACAAUAUUCUACAGAAUGUAUUCUACCCUACUUAGCAACAAAAUCACUUCCCAGUAUAAUAUGGACAAAUUCAAAUUCACCGCAUUUUAUUUACAAUGAUGCAUUUAAACAACAAAAAGAUGUUAAAUCGAUCAAAGAAGAUAAUAAUAAUAAUAAUUGUACAUUGAACAAGUGUAACUCUUAUCAGUUGAACAACAAUAUUGAUCAGAGAAAUGUAAUAUCCAGUGAAAUUAGCACUACUACUAAUAAAAGUGAUGGUGAAGAUAAGAAUGACGCUAAAGGUAACUAUGGAAACAAUGAUUAUUCAGAGAAAUUACUCAAUAUAUUCAAAGAAUAUGGAUUAUAUUAUUCUUUAUUGAAGAAUAAACAAGCAGCAUUCAUAUCUAAUUAUUUUCAAUCAGUAAUUAACAACGAUGGAUUAAAUACCGAGAAUACUACUACUACCAAUAAUAAUAAUAAUAGUAGUAGUAUGAAUUGUAAUGACAUCAAAAAUUUAAUAACAACACCACCGUUAACAUCGUCAUCGUCAACAUCAUCAGCAGUAACAUCGAUAACAGCAAUGGGGAUGUUAUCUACACAAUCAACUAUUCGUCGUAAACGAACACGAGCUGCUUUUUCACAUGCACAAGUUUAUGAACUUGAAAAACGUUUUAAUUAUCAACGUUACUUAUCAGCAACGGAAAGAUCUGAAUUGGCUAGAUCAUUAAGGCUGUCUGAAACACAGGUGAAAAUCUGGUUUCAGAAUAGACGAUAUAAAACUAAGAAACGAUUGACCAAUCAGUUAGUGAACCCAUUGAAUUCAUUGGCGGAAAAUGCAAUUCAAGGUCAUCAGCAUAACUAUCAUCAAUAUUCAAAUUUCAAUAAUAAUAAUAAUAAUAAUAAUAAUAAUAAUAAUAAUGAUCAGCAAUAUUCAUUUUCUGAACAAAUUACAAAAUUCAGCAUGAAUGAAUUCAGCCCUCAUCAUCGACAGCAUCAACAGCAGGAACAGCAACAACAACAACAGCGAUAUAACCCAGAAGAAUCGAAUAGUACAGUAAAUCAUACUGUGAAAGGGAUAUUUCAUUUCAACGAAACACCUCACUUACUCUCCAAACUAUCUCAUUUGAAUUCAAUCAAAUCAAAUGACUACUCGCUUAUGUCAGAUAUCGAUCAUAAUAAUCCCAUAGCAAGUCAACAUCAUAAUCAGAGAUGUAGUCAAAUGAGUGAAAAAAAUUUGAAUGAAUACAAGUCAGGCAGUGUAAUAAAAUAUUUAAAUGUCAAGGAGAAUUUAUCCUUACCACCGCUGAUACCAUCAUUGCUGAUGCCACAGUCUUCAAAAUCAUCACCACUAGAGAUGGCUAAGAGAACACUGUGCGCUGAAGUACAAGAUCGUUUAAAUCGUUGUGGUGAUAUGUCUUCGUCAAUGAUGAAUUGUACAAAUGUAUCCAGUUGGAUGAAGACAGCAGAACGCUUACGUUAUCAUCAUCAUUACCAUGAUGAUCAUCUUCACCACCAUCACCACCAUCCUCAGCAUCUUCAGCCACGUCAUGUUGAUCUUGUUCAACAGUCAAUAGCUGAAUGA